UCUCUCCCCAGAUCAUUGAGCCUCCGAAAAGCCAAUCUGUUACCGAAGGAUACCCUGUAAACCUUAGUUGCGUAGCCUCAGGUAUUCCAACACCAACCUUCGUCUGGACUUUUAAUAAUGGUGACCUGCCAUCUGGUAUCAAUCAAACCGAUCACGAAGGAGAAUCAUUCCUAGUUUCGCCAAGUGUCACGAAAGGGAUGAAUGGGACUUACAAGUGUACAGCAAAAAACAAAGCAAACACAACCAGUUCCUCAGCAACUCUGCGUGUUUAUGGAAAAGCCUCUGCUCAAGUUGUUCCAGAGACAAACACAAUACUCACCAAAGGUGAAGCCUUCCUAUUGACCUGCAAAGUCAACAAAGAAACAAUAAGUAUAAAGUGGAAAAAAGAUGGAGACCCAAUAACAGAAAGAGCAAUUAUAAAUACACGAUUAGAUGAGAAAAAGAGUAAACUGGCUCUUAUUAGUGUUGUGGAAGAGGACAGUGGUGAAUAUUCUUGUGAAGCACGUAACAAGCUAGGAACUGUGGCUCGCUCUGUUGUGACAGUAAAUAUCAAAGAGGCUCCCUCCAGCAGCUCACCUCCCUCCAGCAGCUCACUGGAGUGGUACUACAUUGGGGGACCUUUGGCUGCUGUCGUUUUUCUACUGGCGCUCAUUUCAUACAUUAAAAAACGCCGUGAGACAGCCCCACCUGAGGUGCCACCCAGGCUGCAUGAAGGGGAAGAUGAAGUUGAGAUGGAUCAGCUGAACGCAAACACAGAUGGAUGGGAGAUUGCAGUUGACCGCCUGAACUUUCGCGAGCAUAUUGGCAAAGGGGCAUUUGGUUCAGUGUGGCGAGCGCUACUGGGUCGUUCCCGUGGCAGACCUGGAAAUCGCACAGUUGCUGCGAAAUGCUACCUACCAAUCUCCGGAGAGAAAGGAAGGAAGGCCCUGCUGAGAGAGAUCGAGUUAUUAAAACUCUUUGGAAGGGAGGGCCAUGAAAAUGUUGUUAAGUUCAUUGGUUGUGUCACAGUUGGAGCUCAGCCAAUACUUAUCAUGGAGUACCUGUGGCGAGGUGACUUGCUGGGUUAUCUCAGAAAAUCCAGGGGGGUUUUCGACCAAUAUCAUCAUGGGGUCGGAGGGGUCGACCACUUGACAACAUAUGACAUGGUGCUGUUUGCUAAACAGAUCGCACAUGGUAUGACUUUCCUCGCGUCCAGAGGGAUAAUUCAUCGCGAUCUUGCAGCUCGUAACAUCCUUCUUGAUGAGCAUCGUGUCUGCAAGUUGACUGACUUUGGGCUCUCUUAUCAGGAUUUCAAAUACGGCCCAGGAAAUGCCAAGAAGGGAUGUAUCCCAAUCAAAUGGACUGCACCCGAGAUUCUCUUUGGACAUGUGGAACAGCUGUCAACCAAAAGCGAUGUGUGGUCCUACGGCAUCGUCUUGUAUGAAAUCUUCACUGUCGGAGGCAUUCCUUACGAAGGAUGGUCUCAAUCCACGACAAUGAAAAAAAUCGAAGAAGGUUAUCGUCUGCCAAAGCCUGAACAUAUCGACGACAGUUUAUACGCGGUGAUGUUAAACUGCUGGAAAUACGAAAGCGCCAGCCGGCCACACUUUGUGAAGCUCUACCAAACAAUGGAUACAUAUAUUAAAACAAAGACAUAUGUAGAUAUCUUUGACGAUGACAAGUAUGAUCAGGAUAAGUACAACUUUGUCGAUGACCGUGGAGCUGUUGCAAACCCAGAAGAUGCAGGAGCGGACGAGCUAGGAGCAGCUGCAGCAAAUCCCAUCGGUGAAGUGGGUGAACUCGGUGCUAUGGCACAUCCCUUUCUGGUUGCAAUGGACGAUGGCGCUACAGCUUUCCCUCUCGGAAUUAACGUAGGAGACGAAGGAGCACCUGCAACAGAUCCCGACCGUGAAGUGGGUGAACACGGUGCUACGGCACAUCCCUUUGUGAUUGCAAUAGACGAUGGUGCUACAGCUUUCCCUUUCGCUAUUAACGUACCAGAGGAAGGAGCAGCUGCAGCAAAUCUCGCCCAUGAAGUGGGUAAGCACGGUGCUGCUGCACAUCCCUUUGUGGUUGCAAUUGACGAUGGUGCUACAGCUUUCCCCUUCGCUAUUAACUUACAAGACAAAGGGGCAGCUGCAGCAAAUCUCGCCCAUGAAGUGGGUAAGCACGGUGCCACUGCACAUCCCUUUGUGGUUGCAAUUGACGAUGGUGCUACAGCCUUCCCCUUCGCUAUUAACUUACAAGACAAAGAGGCAGCCGCAGGAAAUCUCGCCCGUGAAGUGGGUAAGCACGGUGCUACGGCACAUCCCUCUAUGGUUGGAAUUGACGAUGGUGCUACAGCUUUCCCUCUCGGAAUCAAAGUAGAAGAAGAAGGUUGCGCAGCAUACCCUUUUGAGAGUGAUAAGAAAGAUAUGGAUGCCCAAGCGUACCCUUUGGAGAGUGAUACUUUACCAUAUCUUAGCGAGAACGAGGAAGAAGAUGUUGAUGACUCCGAGUGCCCUCUUGCGAUUGAGGAAGAAGAAAUUGAUGACUACGAGUGCCCUCUUGCGAUUGAGGAAGAAGAAAUUGAUCCUUUACCAUCCUCCCUGGUGAUGGACCAAAACGGUCUAGAUGCUUCAGUAUGUCCCCUUGUGACUGACGAAGAAAAUUCUGAUUCUUUAGCAUGCCCCCUUAUGGGUGAGGAAGAAGAUUCCAAUAACUCAGCAUGCUCCCCUGUAACUGGGGAAGAAGAUUUCGAAGCCACAGGAAGCCUUUCUGUUACUGAAAAAGAAGAUCCUAACUCUUUAGCACGCUCCGCAAAUGAGGUGAACAAACCUGAUACCUCACCAUUCCCUUGUGUGAUGGAGGAAGAAGAUCUUGAUUCUUUAGAAUACAAUCCCCUGAUCGAAAAAGAAGGCCACAGUGAUUCCGUCUUCCCUCCAGAUAUUCAAAUUGAUGACGAAGAAGGUGUAACAAGUGAACCUGAAAGUAACGUUGGUUAUGAAGGUGCUGUAGCAGUUCAAUCUGAAAAGGAGGCAGGAGAAGAAGAACCUGAGACUUGCCAACUAAAGUACACGAAGGAUGAACAAGACGAUCUUGGAAACUAUAUGGACGACCAAAGUGAUGCUGUAGACCUUCUUGACGUGGAGGCUGGCGUACAAGAGUAUGAUGGUAAUCAACUUACUGCUGCAGAUAAAGACGAAACUGGAAGUGACGAAGACGAGGAGUCAUCUGAAGUAACUCCUCUUGUGCAGGACUGAGGCUUAAUAGCAGAAUUGCUGAACCUCCAAGGUUGUAGUCUUAUAACACUCUGUGGUAAUUUGUAGUUUAGAUUUCGAGAACUUCAGCCUCAAUAUUUCAUAGCUUUUGAUUUUAAGAUGUAGUUUCUAUCGUACUUUUACUUUAUUAAUGCUUUGGUAGUGAUGAUAACCAUUUUCAUAGUUUAUAAAUGGAGGUUAGAUGGAAUUUUCUUGGAAAAAAAAACUUGUUUAUUUACUUCACUUUUGCAUUUCUUAGUUUACCGUUUAUUCGCUUGGUGCACUUGUCAGUGCUUUGUUGUUGUUAUUGACUGUAGGCUGAUAGAGACAAAAAAAAAAAAAAGAAAAAGAAAUUGCUGUUAAGAUAAUUUUUAUAACUGAUCUAGUCAGAAAUUUUGCGUAAAUUUGUGAGUGUUGUUCCUAGUAUAAGUAAUAUUUCUUAAUUUUUUUGUAAGUGCAUUGAAGAGAAGAACAAUAAUGGACAUGUUGAUCUCUCCCAAGCCACAAUGAAUAUUUACCCUGUUAGGAAUAAUUAAAUUGUUGUAAAGCACUCUCUAAAUG
This is a messenger RNA of Pocillopora verrucosa, 3779 nucleotides long. NCBI's taxonomy places the organism in Eukaryota, Metazoa, Cnidaria, Anthozoa, Scleractinia, Pocilloporidae. The record is from RefSeq and is a predicted model, not a curated record.